Messenger RNA from Diutina rugosa, 1020 nucleotides. RefSeq names its product fructose 1,6-bisphosphate 1-phosphatase (gene FBP1). NCBI's taxonomy places the organism in Eukaryota, Fungi, Ascomycota, Pichiomycetes, Serinales, Debaryomycetaceae. Gene Ontology annotation, molecular function: fructose 1,6-bisphosphate 1-phosphatase activity. Bases 1 to 1020 code for a protein of 339 amino acids. Gene Ontology annotation, biological process: sucrose biosynthetic process; fructose 1,6-bisphosphate metabolic process; fructose 6-phosphate metabolic process. The transcript has a single exon. Gene Ontology annotation, cellular component: cytosol; cytoplasm. The record is from RefSeq and is a predicted model, not a curated record.
AUGUCGUUCCAGUCCGCCGCCGAACAGAUGAAUGUCGAGACCGACAUCAUCACCCUUUCCCGGUUUAUCAUCGAGGAACAGCACGCCGUCGCCCCGCAGGCGCUGGGGGAGUUGUCGCUUUUGCUCAACGCCCUCCAGUUUGCCUUCAAGUUCAUCGCCCACAACAUCAGACGCGCCGAAUUGGUCAACUUGAUCGGGAUCUCCGGCUCGGCCAACUCCACCGGUGACGUGCAAAAGAAGCUCGAUGUCAUUGGUGACGAGAUCUUCAUCAACGCCAUGAAGCUGAGUGGCAACGUCAAAGUGCUUGUAUCUGAAGAACAAGAAGACCUCAUUGUUUUCGAAGGCAACGGGCGUUACGCCGUGUGCACCGACCCCAUCGACGGGCUGUCCAACAUCGACGCCGGUGUGUCGGUGGGUACCAUUUUCGGUGUCUACCGCUUAAAGGACGACUCCAAGGGCCUGAUUAACGACGUGUUGCGCAAGGGCUCGGAGUUGGUGGUGGCCGGCUACACCAUGUACGGCGCCCUGACCCACCUCAUGAUCACCACCGGCCACGGCAUCAACGGGUUCACCCUCGACACCAACAUCGGCGAGUUCAUCCUCACCCAGCCCAACUUGCACAUCCCCGAGUUCCGUUCGAUCUACUCGUUGAACGAAGGUAACUCCUACUACUGGCCCGAAUACGUCAAGGAAUACCUUGCCGACUUGAAGAAGCCUCAAGCCGAUGGCAAGCCCUACUCGGCGCGGUACAUCGGGUCGAUGGUGGCCGACGCCCACCGGACGUUGUUGUACGGGGGGAUUUUCGCCUACCCCGCCGACUCUAAGUCCAAGAACGGUAAGCUCCGUAUCCUUUACGAAUGCUUCCCGAUGGCGAUGUUGAUGGAACAAGCUGGCGGUGCCGCCAUCAACGACAAGGGCGAACGCAUCCUUGACUUGCUCCCCAAGGGCAUCCACGACAAGUCCGGCAUCUGGAUGGGCUCGAAGGGCGAGGUGGAAAAGUUCAAGCAGUACAUCAAGUAA